Messenger RNA from Cherax quadricarinatus, 7756 nucleotides. Lineage: Eukaryota; Metazoa; Arthropoda; Malacostraca; Decapoda; Parastacidae. The record is from RefSeq and is a predicted model, not a curated record.
CACGUCUGGUUGUUCUCUGUGACUCUUGUUAUUAAAACAGUUUUAUCCGUGUUAACUGAUAGAAUUAUAGGCACUAAAGUACUCUCGACUGGCGUGGGUAGUGUGUACCACCAAUAUGUAACAUACUAUGUACCAUAGUGUGUACCGUAAUGUGUACCGUAAUGUAUUUCUUGCUAGUGAAAAUGUUGUGGUAUGUGAGAGACCUGGUGAUAUUAGGUCAUCAUCUCUCUUUACACCUCAGACUAAUCACAUACGGGACACCGGUUAGUGCGACAGGUGUUUCUUCAUCGGACGGUGACUGGACGCUGCCGCAGCUAGGAGACUUCUCCAGCAACAACGCACCGUGCGGUAGACCCGCUGCUGGGCCCGCUCCCCUGGUGGACCCCAGUGCCCCCCACCCACAGAGAUCGAAAGACGUCAUGACAUCGGGAAUGGAGAGAAAGCUGAAUGCUGGAAGGUCUGGGAAAGGGCGCGGUAGGGGGCGUCCCAGAAAAGGGGAAGGGAGUGAGAGGAAGCAAGAGGGUCAAGGGAGGGAAGGAGAUAAGAGGGAGGGAGACGAUCACGGGGAGAGUGGAGAGAGUGAGACUAAUCAGAGGAGAGAAGGUAGCACUUUGGUCACUAAUGAUGAUACCAUAGCCACUAGAGAAGGUGAUACCAUCGCCACUAUAGAAGGCAGUAGCACCAUUACCAUCAAAGAGGGUGACACUAUAAUCAGCAGAGAAGAUAGCAUAAUAGCUACCAUAGAAGAUAAGAAUAUAAUCACUAGAGACGAUAAUAUCAAUGCCCCCAGAGAAAGUAACACUGUAACCAAUAUAGAAGAUACUACCAUUUCCACUACAGAGGGUAGCACCAUUGCCACUAGAGAGGGUAGUGCCAUUGCCACUAGAGAGAAUAGCACCAUUGCCACUAGAGAGGGUACCACCAUUGCCACUAGAGAGGGUAGCACCAUUGCCACUAGAGAGGGUAGCACCAUUGCCACUAGAGAGGGUAGCACCAUUGCCACUAGAGAGAGUAGCACCAUUGCCACUAGAGAGAGUAGCACCAUUGCUACUAGAAGAACAGCCUCUGCAGACUCGGUCCUCACAACCCACAUUAGCCCUCAACAUAAACCAAACUCCGAUAAGAAACUCUCUCAGUCUACUGAUGUAAUCCAGCGGUCUGACAGCCUAAAAGUUGUGGACAAAAUAAGUAAUAUACCUUCGACCAGAGAAAAAGGCAGAAGAGAAAAGGCAAAUAAGGUAAAAGAGAAACCUAAAGAAAAAUCACGAUCUAUUAGUCCUCAAAAAGAGUGUAAAUCAAACGAGCACAAAGGUCAUAAUCCCUCCCGUUCGCCCGUCCGAGAACAUGAUAGCAACACUGUAAAAGGUAAAUGGGAGACGCAGGUAGUAAGUAAUAAGAACGUCAACACCACACCACCCACACGUUCACACCAACACCAAGAACCAACAAGAGACAGUAAACAAGAGUCGAGUACCAUUGUAGCCAAAUCUUCAGCGCUUCCAACAUCCUCUCAGCCUAUAAUCUUAACACGAACUAGUAGUCUUAAGGAUACUAAGAUCCCGAAGGGCCCUGAAAGGGACCAGAAAGAUCUUCCUGACGCAGCGCAGUACCCUAGAGAUGCUAUUCUCUCUAGGUGGAUUGAGUGUCGAACUGGCAAGUUCGGUAGCAAUUUGCAGUCACCUUCCACUGGUCAGUCACGGCCCCUCAUGACGCAUAAAUUAAAACCCUCACCGUUCCAGAAUCUCAUGGCGGCCCAAGAACUCCUCAAGAACCAAAAGGACUCUGAGAGAGCCGAAAAAAUCAACACUGCAACUUCAAGCGACUCUAGUGAUUCAUCAUCUGCUGACCCGAAAGUCACCAGGAGCAAGAAUGAUGGAGAGAGAGCCACAGGGCGGGUCACCACCACCACCACUACCACCACCACCACGGCAACCACCACUGCUGGUAGUGGUGGUGAGAGUGAGGGACCACAAGACCUGUCCAAACAUCGAAGUCGACCCAACAGCCAGACUAGCGACGAUGGCUCUGAUAUAUCAGACGAUGCCAACAAAACUGUUGGCUCUAAUGACUGUUUUGCGGACGAUGAUGACGAUGACGACGAUACCAGUAACGAAAUGCGCAUUGUCGAAGACGAGAGUGAGCUUCGUGAGCUUGACCUCUCCAUGCCAAGUAAACAGAAACAAGAAGCUGUAAAUAAAAGUGAACAGAACCAGAAGAAUGAAAUUAAAAAUAUAGAUUUUUCUGUAUUUAAGUCCUAUAAAACCAAGGAUAAUAAACCUUCUAAAGCUUCAUCAAGUUUGGAUGACCAAAACGCCGCUGUUUGUCUCCUUCAGCUCAAAUCUUCCUCUACUCCCCAAUCUCCAUACGUUGUCAAAAUUCUCUCACCCGAACCCGCCCACCAAUCCAGCUCCUCCUCGCUCCCAGGCCAGCCAAUGAGAACGCCAUUCGCAACCAGAGCUCCACCCCUUGAGGCUGCUCAACCAAUCAUACCAUCGCUUGGCUCUGAGAGCAGCAAGUGUCCAACGCCGGGAUGUAACGGAGCGGGCCACGCUACGGGCCUUUACUCCCACCACCGUUCUCUAUCCGGCUGUCCCAGGAAAGAUAAGGUCACUCCAGAAAGUAAGUCCUCCCCAUUCUUCUAUUAUUCUACUCCCACUCCUGCCCCCUGUCCGGCUGUCCCAGGGAAGAUAAGGUCACUCCAGAAAUUUUUUAUGCCAUUUAUCACGCCCAGUGGAUUGUCCAGUAUGUCACCAUACCAGUUUCACCAGACUCGGGAAAUCACCACCAGUCGUAUUAGGUACCAGUAUGACGUCAUAAGAUCCCCGACAUCAGACCGCCUGCACAGACCAGUUUGUUUGGUGAAACAGCUAGACUUCUCUCAGCCAUCCCUUCCUCUUCUGCCUGGUACUUCAGGCAGUUCCUCCACUACACCUUCAGUGUCAUCACCCACACUCACUUCCCCGGUUUUCCUGGGGACCUCUACAUCAGCGUCUCUACAAGGUAGCCAGCAGCUAAGUGCAGGACCCACUUUGAAAGCUCUCCCUGUAGUAGCCUCUUCGUCUACCUCUGUUGUGUCCGAAUCGACAUCGUCGCAUGUGGUGGCAAAGGCAGAAAAUUUUGUAACGUCUUCCAUAUUAACAAGACCUUCGGUGGCAACUUGUGGCAGUAUACCCUCCCCACAGGGGUUUGCAUCCUUGUGUUCUCCAGCACCAGAGGAAGAUACAGGUCCUUCAAGGGACUCCCCUCCUCCAGAGAGUGCAAGUGCCCUUGCUCUUAAAAGUGAGGGGUUUUGUUCAACUAGUUUUGCGGGAACUUCUUCCGCUACUUCUAGCACUGUUGAGGAGCGGCCGUGUGAUCACGACCGCUUGAUGGAGGCGUCAACAGUGCCGCCCCCCUCAACCCGCGAUCCACCCGGCCUCCGCCCCCAAGAUCCCCCCAAGACCUGCAUGGAGGAGGUGGCAGGGGGAGGCAGGCUGGCCCUCACUCCAACCAACAACAACAACACCACUACCACCAAUAAUAACAACAACAACAUUACCAACAGCGUCACUACAACAACUACUAGCUCUAGUAAUACCAGUAAUAACAACAACAACAACACCAGAUCUAUUAACCACAGUCCACACAAAACUCUCACCUCUCUAGGCUCUUCUAUCAAGACCACAGAGAACACAGGACUAGGCUGUUUUGGCUACAAAGCCGAAGACGAGGCGGGUCUAAUUCGGCCGGCAGCCAUUACUGAAGUACGCUCUAGUGAAGCAAGGUUUGACCUGCCACACUCCUACACUACACUCGACCUGGACCGUCAGGCAGCCAUCCCCGUCUCACAGCCACACAUGCCUCCCACCCCCACCACCUUCGACACAACCACCGUAGCCGGUGGUGGAUCUAUACAAGGAGGGUCUAUCACUCCCAUGACCCCAGCUCCUGGUCCUCUUGUGAGUGGUAAUGGUCCCCUACUCCCACACGGUCCCUUCGACACACUCAAGCCACCAGUGUCAUCAGAGUACCCCAUCACCACCACUCACAACAGUUUCUUCAUGAAUAAGGCGUGUGGAGCAGAGGUGAAGUUGAACGACACUACACCUUGUUCUGUUGCUUGCAUGCCACCAGUUCCGCCAAACUCCAUGUACCAAAGCCCUGGCUACCGUUACGAUAGCUCAGCCAUCAACCUCAGCGUCAAGACCUCAGCUCUUGGACCCAAUCCUAUGUCCCCCGCGAACGUUAUGGACCUCUCGGGCCCCAUGGGUACUGGGGGUCCCAUGGUGACCUCGCCUCACUACCCAGGACCUGGGGUAUCACCUUGCUACAGUGGACCCCAGCUGGUGUCUCCAGGCAGUUCACACGACUCCCAGCACACCAAUCAAACACUCGACCUCUCCCUUGCUCGACCCCCAGGCUCUCUAAGUGGGCCGACCAGCCCAGAGUACAGCCCUCCUUCACGCCUGGGCUCCGGGUACCCUGGGGGCGGCGCCCCCUUCCAGCAUCCACCCAGCAUUGACGAACAGACUGAACCUGUGGACUUCUCUUCACCUGCUGAGCCAGUCAACUUCAGUCUAGCGAGGCCCCUGGAGUAUGGGGUCACCCCUGAUUACUCCAGGGCACCCACGGCCCCUGCCUGCCCGCCUCAUGAUAAUACCUAUGCCACCACCCCCGACAGAACCCACGAUUUCAGGAAUAUGAAUGGCUACAACACCAUGAGCAGCCGCCCCUAUGACGUGAGUAGCGCCUACAACAGUGGCUACAUGGGUUAUCAAGGCUACCAGGGAGGCUACAUGGCUACAGGCAGCUAUGGUACUACCAUGGGUGGAGACUACAUGACUACCAGUGCUUGUACCACCCCAUACCAGCUCUCACCCUCACGUUCACAACCCCCUCAGACGCCCAUGCCAGACAGCGUGCGUCCCUACUCCCGUAGUGCUGGCAGUCGACGCGAUGGCAAGGAGCUUAUCCAGUGCCCGACGCCCGGCUGUGAUGGAAUGGGACACGUUACCGGAAACUACGCCACGCACCGCAGUCUUGGUCAAAAAAAUCUUCACCUGGCCAAGUCUAUCCUCGCCCCACCAUCCAGCCUGUCCGGAUGUCCCCGCGCGGAUCGUUCGAGUAUCCAGCACCAGACUCAAGAGUUGAAGUGUCCCACGCCCGGGUGUGACGGGUCGGGUCAUGUGACUGGCAAUUACUCCUCCCACCGCUCACUCUCCGGCUGCCCCAGAGCCAACAAACCCAAGCACAAACCAAAGGACACUCAGGACUCUGAACCCCUCCGCUGUCCAGUCCCUGGAUGUGAUGGGUCGGGGCACUCCACGGGCAAGUUUCUCAGUCACAGGAGUGCCUCGGGCUGUCCCAUCGCCAACCGCAACAAGAUGCGCUCCCUCGAGGGGGGCAGGGGGGCUGGGCUGGGCAUGGGCAUGGGCGUCUCCACUGGGUUUGCUGCCAUGGGUGAACCUCGGCCUCCACUCCUAGCGGCGCCUUACUCCACGGGCGGCCCCACAGGUCCUCCCGCGGCUGCCCACAGCCUCUUGGCCCGCCCACUACUCCAUCAGCUGCAGCCCCCACCAAGCAAGAAACUCAGAAUGGAUGACUCCUCCCUGGUCUUCAAGACAGACGGCGAGGAACACAUUGGCUUGGCCUCGGAGAUCUCGGAGUUGCAGAAAGAGAACGUUACAAUGGAGGCCCACGUGACCAAAUUACGCCAUGACGUAUCGUCUAUGGAGGCUGCACUCAAGGUAGAACAGAAGGAGGCGGCUGGUGCUGGUGAGAGGGGAGCACAGCUGACCGAGUACUACGAGUCGUUGCGGAACAACGUCAUGUCACUCCUGGAACAUGUUAAGCUUCCUGGGAGCGGCACCACGCCCAACAACGACCGUAUUGGUCACGACAACUUUGACUCCUAUCUCUCCAAAAUUCACUCGCUCUGCACGGAUAACUACUGCGAGGACUCCCGGCCCCUCUACGACAGCGUGCGUUCAGCUCUCCAUGAUUUCACAGUGCCCCCGACGCCCAUCUGACAUGACUAGGGGUACGCCGGGGCGGGGGCAGCACCCUCUAUGGCCGCUGCCAACGUCCCACCCACCCACACCUAUUUCCCAACUUCCUUUACAACGCCGUUCUUCGGUGUACCACCGGUGAACACAAGUGUGGCUAACAGUACACCCAUGGGUAACACCAUGAACAGCAGCAUGGGGAACACCUUCAGCAGUACGAGCAACAACAACAACAUGGGAGGCAGCAGGUGACGGGAGUAGAUACCUCCCCUGCUCUCAGCUGGUGCUCUUCUACAACUAAACCUCAUACCUGCAGUAUCACACACCACCUUCUCCCUGCUGGACACUCAUAUAAUGUAGUUAUUGAAGGUUGUUUGUUGCCAGCCACAGUCAUUAUAGUGAUCUGUGGUGUCCUGUGUGAGGGGGCCCUAGUGUGGCCUCUAACCAGGGCCUCGGGCUCUUCCUGCUACAAACCCAAGUGUGGAGGCCUUCAGUGGGAAGGCCUUCAGGUGCAAGGGCCUUCAGUGCAAGGGCCUUCUGUGUGAGGGCCUUCAGUUUGAGGGCCUUCAGUUUGAGGACCUUCAAUGCGAGGGCCUUUGUGCAUGGACCUUCUGUGCGAAGGCCUUCAGUACGAGGGCCUUCAGUACGAGGGCCUUCAGUGCAAGGGCCUUGAGGGCGAUGGCCUCAGUGUGAGGGACUUUAUGAGUGUGGCUUGAAGCCAGGCCCCAGCCUCUGCUCACUCUCUGUUGACACUUCUACCAUGAGCUUUAACGUCUGCGAUGUUAAUGUAAAUAAUUUAAGACUUUUUUCUGAAAAAAAAUAAUAUUUCACAUAGGUCAAGUCGUUUGUUGGUGUAUUUGAAAACUGUCUAGACAAUUAGCUUGCUUGACAUUGUCGAAAAUCUAGUGUUGUGCGUGUAUUAAGAAAGCCGACUUUACAGCAAGCUACGUGUCUACUGCACCAAGCCAGUGUGAUGACGUAUGUGUUAGAAUAGGGAGCUUUUAUAAUGUUCCUUUAUGUAAACUUUUAUGUUUAUUAUAAAGCAUGAGAAGUGAACUUUACUUCAGUUGAAAACUGACAAACACUGAAAUAUAACUCAUGUUUUGCCAGUCCAGUGGUCAUGGGUCAGCCUAGGGAUACCCCAGUACCUCCACACAAUUAAUGGUUUUAAAAGUGGUCAGUGGGUAUAUGUUGCUUUUAUGCCUCACUAUCUAGUCAAUAGGGAGAUAUUCUGGACAUGAAAAUAGUUGAGUUACCGUUUUAUUGAUAUUUAAACUAUACCUAGGUUAUAUACAUUGCAUAAUAAGCGUUUACUCAAACUUCAGAAUCAUCUUCUUGGCAUGUUAACUUUGAUAUUACUACAAAACAUCCACAGGUUCAGUUUUCAAGUACAGGUCUCUAUUGCUAUGCCUUGUAUGAAAUUUAAAAAAACGUUUAGAACCAUCAUGAACCUACUGUAAAAAAUAUUAUAACUGAGAUACGUAUAUGUUGUCUGAUAACACAAGUAUAGAUAACACAGUCUAUAUGUUUUCUGAUAACACAAGUGUAAAUUAUUUUUAUUUAUAUUUAUACAGUGGAACCUUGACUUGUGAGUGUCUUAACAUACGAGUUUUUCGAGAUACGAGCGAUCACUCGGUCGAUUUUUUGCUCUGAAUUACGAGCGAGCUUCUUCCCCUCCCCCCCCCCCAACCCACAACCUGCACACCUCACUUGUUUAUCUAUGAUUUCAUACUUUAAUUCCAUGGAAAUCAUCCUCUUUUUCUUAGCACUGU